This is a messenger RNA of Anoplopoma fimbria (sablefish), 1371 nucleotides long. It is a transcript of the gene lipib, whose product is annotated as lipase, member Ib. The coding region runs from base 1 to 1371 and encodes 456 amino acids. The transcript has 10 exons. Gene Ontology annotation, molecular function: carboxylic ester hydrolase activity; lipase activity. The record is from RefSeq and is a predicted model, not a curated record. NCBI's taxonomy places the organism in Eukaryota, Metazoa, Chordata, Actinopteri, Perciformes, Anoplopomatidae. Gene Ontology annotation, biological process: lipid metabolic process.
AUGCUGCCCUGCAGACUGCUCGGUCUGCUGGGUCUCCUCGCGCUCUGCAAAGGCCAGGAGGAGAGCGGCGAGGGCGAGUCCUGCGACAACUUCACGGACCUGAACCUGUCUCACUGCUUCAUGGGAACCAGCCUGUACGUCCGUCUGCUGCUCUACACCCGCUCCAACCUGGGCUGCGGCCGCGAGCUCGACCACCACCGCCCGUCCUCCCAGCCGCUCUUCAACACCUCCCGCCCCACCGCCUUCGUGGUCCACGGCUACCGGCCCACCGGGGCGCCCCCCAUCUGGAUAGACCACCUGGUCCGCCUGCUGACGGAGCAGCAGGACAUGAACGUCAUCGUGGUGGACUGGAACAAAGGGGCGGCAAACCUCAACUACUUCACCGCCGUCAGCUACACCCGGGAGGCGGCGCACAACCUGACCAGCUUCAUCGUGACCAUGCAGGAGGAAGGAGCCUGUCUGAGCUCGGUCCACCUCAUCGGGGUCAGUCUGGGAGCUCACCUGGCUGGGUUCGUGGGAGCGAACCUGAAGGGGAAGAUCGGACGGAUCACAGGUCUGGACCCGGCAGGCCCGAUGUUCACCAGCGCCGGACCAGAGGAGAGGCUGGACCCGUCAGACGCCAUGUUUGUGGACGUUCUGCACACAGACAUGAACUCAUUCGGUCUGAGAGGAGCUCACGGUCACAUCGACUUCUACGCCAACGGAGGAGCCGACCAACCGGGGUGUCCCAAGACCAUCUUUGCAGGUAAAUCCUACUUCGUGUGUGACCACCAGCGCUCCGUGUUCUUGUUCCUGUGCGCUCUGAACCGGACCUGCAGCCUCACCGGGUAUCCCUGCUCCUCCUACAGCGACUUCCUGGAGGGCCGCUGUCUGCAGUGUGAGGCCUUCAGACCGGCCUCCUGCCCCGUGCUGGGGUACGAUGUGAGUCAGUGGAGGGAGACUCUGCUGCAGCUCGGACAAACCAAAGUGUUCUUCAGCACCACGGCGACGCUGCCGUACAGGAAGCUGAACUACAGAGUGGACAUGGUGACCUGGAACCAGUACCUCCGAUGGGGGGUGGUCUACAUCCGUCUGCACAGCGGGAGGAACUUCACGGAGGUCCGGAUAGACCAAAAGCUGCUGCGGUUCGAGCAGUACACCUCCACGAGGCUGCUGGCCCAGUUCGAUGAGGACCUGAAUCCGGUCCAGAAGAUCUCGAUGCGGAUCAACACCGGCAACGUGAUCGGCCCCCGUUACAAGAUCAGACUGCUGAGGAUCCGCUUCACACCGCUGGAUCGACCACAGAGGCCUUUAAUGUGCCGUUACGACAUCAUCAUGGAGGAGAACAUGGAGGUGGCGUUUCGACCUUUACCCUGCAACUCCCACCUCUGA